AUGGGGCCCGCCUGGGUCCAAGUCCCCCUGACAAGUGCUUUCUGGCUACUGAUGCUCUGGCCACUUCUAUCCCCUGCCUGCUGCUCUCCUGUUCCUCCAGUAUGGCGCUUCGCUUCCUCCGAAAUUGUGAUCCCCAGAAAAGUGCCCCAUAGGAGGGGUGGAGUUGAGAUGCCAGACAAGCUCUCCUACAGCAUUCGCUUCUGGGGCAAAAGGCACGUGAUCCACAUGAAGCUUAAGAAGGACCUGCUGCCCAGACAUUUUCCUGUUAUCACUGAUAACGACCAAGGGGCCACGGAGGAAAACUACCCCUUUGUGCCCCGAGAUUGUUACUACUACAGCUACCUGGAAGGAGUUCCUGGGUCUAUGGCCACAUUGGACACUUGCUACGGAGGCCUACGUGGCAUGAUACAGGUGGAUGACUUGACUUAUGAAAUCAAACCCCUGGAAACUUCUUCCAAAUUUGAGCAUCUGGUAUCUUUGCUUGUGGCAGAAGAAAGACCGGGAGAGGCUGAAAAGUGUAUGAUUGAGGAGAAAAGGACAAAUGAAGCAUUUGAAAAGGAAAAAAUUACUCAGAUUCCUAGAGCGGGCCCUGUUUAUUUGUGGAGACAUCAUCAGAAAAAUCUGAAAAUUCACUACACGAUUUCUAACUCAUUAUACCGGGUGCAGGCAAGUAAUGCGACACGCGUAAUAGACAAUGUACUGAUUUUAAACAGCAUACUCCAUACCAUUUACAAGGCAGUUUUUUUAAAUGUCUUCAUACGUAUGCUAUGCAUAUGGGAUGAUAAUGACCACCAUAACAUUGACAAUUUACUUGCUGCAAAAGCUGCAGAAGAUUUUGGUUUGUGGAAAUAUUGGAAUUGGUAUUGGCAAUUUCCACAUGAUACUUCAGUUCUUCUUACAGGACAUGUACUUCGAGGAGGAAAAAAAUAUCAUGGCUUUUAUAAUGGGAUCUGCAAUCCCAACUGGGGAGUAUUGUAUGUCUAUGUUGAAAGGGUUCACUUUUUUUUGGCUGCAACUAUUUCAGCACAUGUAUUGGGUCAUGUCCUUAAUGUGCAUGAGGAUACAUACGGUUGUUAUUGUUUUCGAAGAACCCACUGUGUUAUGGAAGAACCACCUGGUCUUCGAGAUGUGAUGAGCAACUGUUCUUUUGAUACAAUACACAAAACAGUUUUUAAUUGGGAUCCUUGUUUGAGCCUUCCAAACACUCCAUAUCAUAACUUUCCUUAUGAGGCUCCUCGUUGUGGAGAUGGGAUCAAAAAUGGGAGGGAAGAAUGUGAUUGUGGCUCUCUUAAAGAGUGUGUUCUUGAUAAAUGCUGCGAGACCAAUUGUGUCCUUAAAUCUGGCAGUCAAUGUAAUACGGGAAUUUGCUGCCAGAAGUGUAAAUAUUCUCCCCCUGGAGUGAUUUGCAGAGAGAUACUUGGUAUUUGUGAUCUACCAGAAUACUGUAAUGGGAAAAAUGAGACAUGCCCAGAUGAUUUCUACAUCCAGGAUGGAACUCCAUGCUCAGCAUUAGCUGUUUGUGUGAGAGGAAACUGCAGUGACCGUGCUUUGCAGUGUCAAGCACUUUUUGGCUACCAAGUAAAAGAUGGUCCAGCAGAAUGCUAUAAACAGCUGAAUAAAAUGGGGGACCGAUUUGGAAAUUGUGGGGUAAAGAUUGUUUCUGGGGGAAGUAGGCCAGUUGCAUGUGAAGAAGAAGAUGUUUUUUGUGGAAUGCUGCACUGUAGUGGUGUCCAGUAUAUUCCAGGUGGAGGUGAGCACACCACAUUUCGUAAUAUAUUACUAAGAGAUGCUCCAGCACAAAAAUGUUUUGGAUAUGAUGCACAUCAUGGAACGGAGUUGCCAGAAAUGGGGCUUGUAGUGGAUGGUGCAACAUGUGGCCCAGGACAAUAUUGUGUGCGACAGAAUUGUACCUUUUAUGAUGACAUACAUUUUGACUGUAAUGUAAAGAAAUGCAAUUUCAGAGGAGUGUGUAACAAUAUCAAAAAUUGUCACUGUUUGCAUGGCUGGAAACCACCAUUUUGUGACAUCAAAGGACUUGGAGGUAGUAUAAACAGUGGCCCUCCUCCUGAUACAGAACUUGGUUUUCGAUAUGACAUAAAUGUGAAUAUAAACAUGAUGCUAGUUUUUGUGAUUACUCGUUAUGCUCUUUUCCUGUUUGUAAUUAUCAUUGGUGCCUUUACACAAACAAAACGACAAGUAAAAGAAACAAAAGUACAAGCCACUGUACCUGCAGCUGUUCCUUGCUUGGAUCCAGUGCACCACUGCCAGGGUAACACACUCGGUUCCGUUCAGGUCUACGUUGUAGUCCCAAAUUCGUGCCACAGCAUUCGUGAGCAGACUUCAGCAGACAGGGGCAGGGCCCAGGCUCUACAGUGCCACUGUAGCCUCACGGAGGACACUGGGAGUUGUAGUGUUUUGUGGGAGGAGACCUGGAAAGAGGUGAAGAUGAGAAAAGACCUCCUGCAGAGCACUCUGGGAAACUGCCCCGCACCUUCCCUGGCUGUGGAUGAGCAGGAGCAGAUGUGA
Nycticebus coucang (slow loris) is the source of this 2526-nucleotide messenger RNA. Its product is annotated as disintegrin and metalloproteinase domain-containing protein 20-like. Lineage: Eukaryota; Metazoa; Chordata; Mammalia; Primates; Lorisidae. The record is from RefSeq and is a predicted model, not a curated record. The transcript has 2 exons. The coding region runs from base 1 to 2526 and encodes 841 amino acids. Gene Ontology annotation, molecular function: metalloendopeptidase activity. Gene Ontology annotation, cellular component: plasma membrane; sperm head plasma membrane; external side of plasma membrane. Gene Ontology annotation, biological process: male gonad development; proteolysis.